AUGGCCUCCCUGAGAUUACCGAGGAUGUGCUGCCCCUUCCGGGACGAUGGCACCGACCUGGUCCUCACCUCCCCCGUCUAUCAUGUGACAUGUGGGUGCAGCGCCGUGCUGGGGCUCCUGGGACUGGCCCUCGGCUACCGUCCAACCAAGGGCCCCAUCCAGAGCCGGCCCAACGGCGGGAGAAUCCGACUGGCCAGCAGUAUGAUCACCACAGGCUUGUUGGUGAAUUCCGUCCUCUGGCUGAGUCUCCCCGACUUCCUGUCCAAUCAGACGGCUUGGUUCCCUCACGUCCUCUGCAUCGUCCUCUCUACGUGGAUCCAUUACUUCUCCUGCGUGCUGUUCUGGGCUUUCUUCUGCUACUCCCUGGAGAUCGCUCAGCUGCUCAGCCCCAACCCCACCGAGAGGUUCGGGAGGUUCUUGACGUUCUUGUGUUGGGGAGCCUCCAGCCUCGUCCUCCUCCAUGGGCUUCUCCUGCUGCUCAGCCCCAACCCCACCGAGAGGUGUGACUCCACGCAAGGCCUGGUGCUCUUCCAUGACGUGGUCCUGUACAUCCCGUUGCUGCUCGCGCUCUUGGGGAGCCCCUUCCUGCUGAGGAGAGCCAUUGUGAGAGUGCCCGCCGUCCUGAAGAUGCAUUGUGGGGUGUAUACGAGUAGUGAACGGUUCCGGAAGCAGACCCUGUGUAGACGGCUCCUGGGGAUCAGUGGGGUCUUCGUAGCUUGCUGGAUUGGAAAUGUCCUGUGUGACGUGGUGCUGCUCCUGGUGGAGGUUUGGGGGACCCCGCAGGCACCUCGGCAGAUGCUGGCUGCAGCGCGGACCCUCUUCGUCAUUACGGGGAUUCUGAAUCCCGCGUUUUGCUGCGUGCAUUCUCUGGCUUUUUAUGGCUGGAGGAGUUCUUCUGCUCCCAGUGUCAACCAGUGCGGCGGCACGGCGGCGCCCCAUGUGACCGGCGAGGAGGAGGAGGGCGACGAGGAGCAUCAUCUGCUGAUGUGUGGGCCGCCCGCGUCCGGGAAACUCUCCAUCCCCAAUAUACUGCAGCUGAUGGAUUCCUAUUCUUCAAUGGAAUUCCGAUGCUCCGCCCUGGAGAUCAAUGCCGUGCGUCUCCUGGGGGCGAGGGACGCCAUGGCGGCUCCUUCUGCUGGAUCUGAGCUCAAACCGCGGCACUCCAAUGUCUGA
Messenger RNA from Nanorana parkeri, 1173 nucleotides. RefSeq names its product G-protein coupled receptor 143-like. Gene Ontology annotation, biological process: melanosome organization; G protein-coupled receptor signaling pathway; regulation of calcium-mediated signaling. Bases 1 to 1173 code for a protein of 390 amino acids. The transcript is spliced from 10 exons. NCBI's taxonomy places the organism in Eukaryota, Metazoa, Chordata, Amphibia, Anura, Dicroglossidae. Gene Ontology annotation, molecular function: dopamine binding; L-DOPA binding; L-DOPA receptor activity. The record is from RefSeq and is a predicted model, not a curated record. Gene Ontology annotation, cellular component: melanosome membrane; plasma membrane.